AUGGCGCUCGUCCCGGACGCCAUAAGUCCGGGUGGCAGACAUUGGAAGAAGUCUCGCGCUGGCCUUGGUCUCUGCUUUGCACCCGAUCUUGGCCUGCCAGAUACAGUCUCCUCUCAACCGAACAACUCGCGGUCACCAACAAGUAUGAUGCCGGCUCAUCGACAGAGAUCCGCUGAUGGUAUGACAGUUGCAGAACGAAUGGCCGCCUAUGCUCUCUCUCUUUCCACUCCAACUAGCCUCACCAACCUCACAGCCAGCUCCGGUAACACGGCGUCGAUCCUCUCCUCCUGCUUCUCCUCCUGCUCCACAGGUCCUCCCUCUUCGUCUUCUUCGACCUCAUCCUCUUCGCCGUCCGAAGACAUGGGCAUUCCAGGCGUGAACAAUGAAGACAUUGCUUCCCGUCCAGACGAGAUGCCGACAGCGCGUUUGGAAGAAGGUGCCGAUGUUGAAGUUGGCCCGGAGACCUACCACAACUCCAGGCCUCCCAACGGACGAUCAACAAGUACCAGGUUCGUCAACGCCUCCACGGCCUACUCGUCCAGCCGGUUGUUGCACAACAGUUUGGCCUAUACCGACAAAGAAGGCUUGCAGAGCCAGGUCGAACUGGCUGAAUGGCCAGCAACAACUGUUUCUCGGGCUUUCACGUCAGGCCGGACAGAUCUGUCACAAUCCAGUCUGGCCAACAUGCCAAUCCCACUGCCGUUGCCACUAUCGCUCUCACUACCACUGCCAGCAUCAAUGGCAAACCCAUUGGUACCAUCGCCUUUGGCUGAGCGCACAGCCCUCAGACAACCCGGCAUAGGGUCACCAAACCUCCUUGCCAGCAGUGACACCACGGCCACAUGUCCCCCAUCCCUUAAAUCCUUUUUGGGCAUCGCAAAACAGAAAAGUCCCCCAAGUCUUGCACCACCUUCCCGCGGUCUCACAUUACCCCAGUCCUCCCCACCCAGAGAGCCAGCCAGCUCUGCUCAUGCUGACCACGAUUUCACCAAUUCACCUUCACUCUCUUGCAACAAAUGUCCCCAAGCCAAUCCUUCCAGUUCAAUAGCCAACGUCAUCACCAACACCAGCACAAAUGCCAACUGUACCAACACAACCAAUGCUUCAAUGGCCGGCUUUCUGAGUGGUCACUGCAGCCUCUUCACAAACGCCGCUCACUGGUCGAGUUGCUUUACUUCGGGUCUCUCUUCCUUUCUUGCCGGCAUGUCAAGAGAACGUACUUCCCUGUCCUUCCCACCCACCAAGCCGAAUGUUCAUGAUCCGGCUGCCUCCGGCUCCGAAACCACCUCUUCCUCCUCCUCGUAUUUGGCAGCCUCUCCGUCCCUGGCGAUGGCUGCGGCUGCCGCCUUUGCCUCCUACCAUCACCAUAAUCAGCAACAACAACAUCAACAACAACAACAACAACAAUAUCACGACCAAAAGCAUAAAUCCCAGCCCGAAAACUGUGCCAACUUGCCACAGUCUAAAGUUCCUUCUCUCCGGGCAACAGAUGUCGUCAGCCAGAAAAGUCCUACGUCUCCACCGAAUGCAGGCUCCUGUAAACAGGCCCCUCCCGCCUCUCCCACCCUCAAUGGGCAUUCUAGCCCUCGGCGUCAGCACUCCGCGUCCAGCGGCUCCAACACCUUUCCUUCCAGCCUCCAAGAUGCCGGCCUCCCUCUGCACUACGCCUUACCGCCGGCUUCACUACGAGGCGUCUUUCCCACUUCCUCUACUCUAGCCCACUUGACAACUCCUCCAUCUUGUAUUUCCUCGUCGUCGUCGUCGUCUUCGUCUUCCUCCUGUUCGUCUUCUUCUUCUUCCUCAUCCACCCCUUCUUUAUUCCCCUCCCUUUCCGGCUCGGCUGGUACGGCGACGUCUAUUUCGAACCCUCUUGAAAAGUUUCCCACUUCUGCCGGGCUCUCUGUGCCCUCGUUUUCCAGUUUGCCAGCCCCACCCGGCUUGCCACCUCGGGGGCCCUCUGCUCGACCUACAGGACAUCACAUCGCCCGAAGACCACGACUCAGCGGCGCCUCCUUGGCCCUUGGUACCGGCAUGUCUCCAUACACCAAGACGAAUCUGGCUUAUGCCGCGCGACAGUUACAUUAUCCCUAUCCUCAUCCAGCCGCCUAUACCACACCAACUGGUGCCUACCUCAUGUCGACAUAUCCUCCGUCACACACGGUGUCGCCCUAUGCUGGAAACCCGAUCACACGAUCCGAAGGCCAGUCAGACGAGACAGGCAUUCUGGCGCUAACCACCCACCGACCGAUGCCGGCUCACAGAACCGGUUCCGCAUCAUCAGGGGGCGGCCAACUUGGACCGGGCUUUGGGCCGGGCGGAAGGGGCGGAAGAGCCAAUCCGGCGAGCGGGUCAGGCUUGAAUGGACAAACGACAGGAUCUGGACCGACCAACGGAGCCUACAAGUAUCUGACCUGGCGGGAAAAGGACAGACGGCGACGAUUUCGUGAGGAAUGGAAGCAUCUCUGGCUGGUGAUACCACAUGGCAGAUACGAGUGUUCGCCUGCAUCCCUUUUUAAAGCACCGAUGGGUUAG
This is a messenger RNA of Protopolystoma xenopodis, 2532 nucleotides long. NCBI's taxonomy places the organism in Eukaryota, Metazoa, Platyhelminthes, Monogenea, Polystomatidea, Polystomatidae. The record is from the annotation of a GenBank genome assembly.